GUCAUAGGUCAAGAACAAGUGCAAACAAGUCUUUUUUUUUCUCCUCCCUGGAAAUAUUAUCAUUGUUAUGAUUAGUUAUUAAAUCGUCAAUAAUCAUGGCAGAUGUACCUGAACAAGCUCCAGAACAUUGUCCUGGUACCCAGAGUGAACAAGCAGGAAAAGCAUCAGCAUGUGCUGGAUGUCCAAAUCAAAAUAUAUGCUCAUCAGGAGCAACAAAUCAACCAGAUCCAGGAAUGGCUCUUGUUAAAGAAAAAUUGUCAUGUGUUAAAUACAAAAUAUUGAUAUUAUCUGGUAAAGGAGGAGUUGGAAAAAGUACAAUGACUUCACUUAUAUCGAGGACACUUGCAGCUGAUAAUCCAGAUAGAAAUGUUGCAGUAUUAGAUAUUGAUAUUUGUGGACCAUCACAGCCAAGAGUGCUAGGUGUUCUUGGUGAGCAAGUUCAUCAAAGUGGAUCAGGAUGGUCUCCAGUUUAUGUAGAGGACAAUUUGUCACUCAUGUCAAUUGGCUUCUUGUUAGAAAGCCCAAGUGAUGCAGUCAUUUGGAGAGGCCCAAAGAAAAAUGGUAUGAUAAAACAAUUUCUUACUGAAGUUGACUGGGGAAAUCUAGAUUAUUUGGUAUUAGACACACCACCAGGUACAUCUGAUGAACAUUUAUCAGCUACGUCAUAUUUAAAAGAUGCAGGAAUAACAAGAGCAGUUAUUAUAACAACACCUCAAGAAGUUGCUUUGCUUGAUGUAAGGAAAGAAAUUGAUUUUUGUAAAAAAGUUGGUAUUCCAAUUUUAGGAGCAAUUGAAAAUAUGAGCGUUUUCGUUUGUCCCAAGUGCAAAAAUUCUGCUGAAAUUUUUCCGGCUUUAACUGGUGGAGCAAAAAAAAUGGCUGAUGAUAUGGACAUUGAAUAUUUUGGAUCAGUUCCACUUGAUCCAUUACUUGCAAGAUGUUGUGAUGAUGGAAAAAGUCCUUUAAUUGAAAUGCCUGAUUCUCCAUCAGUUGUAGCAAUUAAAAAUAUUGUUGCCAGAAUUGUACAAAAGUGUGAAGAAAGCUAAAUGAUAAUAUUCAGUUAAUGCAUAAAUACAAACUUAUAAAAUAUCAAUUAGAAUAAACAAA
This is a messenger RNA of Aphidius gifuensis, 1104 nucleotides long. RefSeq names its product cytosolic Fe-S cluster assembly factor NUBP1 homolog (gene Nubp1). The record is from RefSeq and is a predicted model, not a curated record. Gene Ontology annotation, cellular component: cytosol. The transcript has 7 exons. Gene Ontology annotation, biological process: iron-sulfur cluster assembly. Bases 96 to 1043 code for a protein of 315 amino acids. Gene Ontology annotation, molecular function: 4 iron, 4 sulfur cluster binding; ATP binding; ATP-dependent FeS chaperone activity. NCBI's taxonomy places the organism in Eukaryota, Metazoa, Arthropoda, Insecta, Hymenoptera, Braconidae.